Molecule: messenger RNA, 1137 nt
Organism: Seriola aureovittata
Lineage: Eukaryota; Metazoa; Chordata; Actinopteri; Carangiformes; Carangidae
Product: CD209 antigen-like
Exons: 6
Coding region: 93-1013 (306 amino acids)
Source: RefSeq, a predicted model, not a curated record
AAUAUUGACAGAGCAGCUGCCUCACACAGAUAAAAGUGACAUGCUUUGGGGAAUCCUGAGUAGAAACCUGAAGACCAGAAGGCUAUCCAGAGAUGAUUUCAAAUGAAGAAGGCAGUAGAGAUGGAAAACAAUUUCAACAUAGCACAAGAAGCGAAGGAUCUGUCUCCACGAUCAGAGUUGGGUCCAGAAAUCUUCCACUGUAUCCACUUGUUAUCGUGUGUUUAGGACUGCUGAACACUAUCCUGCUGUUAACUUCUAUCGUUAUUGGGAUUUACUGUGGCAAAGUCAGUGAGGAAUCCACUCACCACCAAGUAGGCUUAACAGAACAAUCACUCUUAGUAGAAGUGAAUCAACUUCUGAUAAUUAAGAAUGAAGCUUUAAUGGCUCAAAAAACUGCUGAACAAAAAUUACAGCAAGCGUUAAGGAGACACCAGCAACUUAAACUGCAGCUGGAGCAGAACAAGACCGUCAGUGACAGGUUUGAGAGGCAGCUUGAGACACUACGAGUGGAGAAGGCAACGCUAGAGUCCAAAUCAUCUGAUUUGCUGGAAAACUGUGGACGAUGCCCCCCAGGAUGGCUUUUAUUAAACACAUCGUGCUACUUCCAUGCUAAAAAACCAUCCAAUCCCCCAAUGACCUGGAGAUCCAGCAGAACAGACUGUAUCAGCCGUGGGGCCGACCUUGCUGUGAUUGAUACCUGGGAAGAGCAGGUAAAUAUUUUUGAGCAUCUGGUAAAACAGGAGUCACGCUGGAGUCGAUCAUCAUGGAAAUCGUCUGUGGGAAUUUGGAUUGGCCUUACGGAUAUUCAAACAGAGGGCACUUGGGUGUGGGUGAAUAAUGUGAUUCUGGAUGGAGGGUACUGGAUGCAAGGGGAGCCCAACAACGAUCAAGCGGACAUUGAGGAUUGUGCAGCACUUAGGAACAAGGAAAAUACUAUGAGAACGUGGUUUGGGGUAAAUUGUCAAGUGCGCAAGGAAUGGUUGUGCGAAAUGGCACCCAGCAAUUCAGGCUGACUUUAAGUGUCAAACAAAUCAUCAUAUGAGGAGAGAGGACAAAAACCCAGUUGUCCUUCAAAGCAAAAUGUGUUGUUUGUUGAUUAUUUACCCAUGAAUAAAUGCCUUGAUUACAUAUAAACAA